UGUUUCCACCCUCAGAUUCCUCAGAGGACGGCAUCCAUCGCUACAGCUCUCAACACCAACCUGUCCUCUGGCAUACGGCAUCCAGUCAGAGCCAGCAAUCCAGAUCUGAGCCGUAAUGAUCGCUGGGAGAGAGGAGACAGCAUGAGCAUCAUAUCCAACCUGCCCCAGACUGGCUCUCUAGAGAGGCAUCGCAUCCUCAGCACCUCCAAAAUGGACUCACCCAUCCUCUCCCACGAUAGUCGUCAUAAGCCGGGGGAGUCUCGCACCUCCUCUCGCCCAGGGCGCCCUGCUAGUUACAAGAGAGCUAUAGGGGAGGACCACGGCCUCUUUGCCAAGGAGCGUACCGAGGAGCAGCCGAGACCCCCGGUCAAGGCCAACGACUACUCCUCGUCCUCCGAGAGCAGCGAGAGCAGUGAGGAAAGCGAGAGCGGGGAGGGUGUUGAAGAGGAAGAGAGCCCGACUGAUCGUCAAAGGGACGCAGACACAGAUUCAGUAAACACCAUGGUGGUGCAUGAAGACGAAGGCGAGGUGGGUGAGGGGGAGCAGGCUGGAGGCUACGGGGAUCAGACCAUGCUGGUGCAGAGGACCCCAGAGAAGCGGAGUCAUAAUGGGUACACUAACUUGCCAGAUGUGGUUCAGCCCUCCCACUCCCCCACGGAUUCAGCCUCCCACUCCUCCCCCGGGAAGGACUCUGUUUAUGAUUAUCAGUCCAGAGGUUUGGUUAAAGCAUCUGGAAAGUCCUCCUUCACAACCUUUGUGGAUCUUGGCAUGUACCAGUCACCAGGAAGUACAGGGGAUACCAUCUCUGUCACUGGCUCGAGGUUUGAGCAGCUGAAGAUGGAGGUGAGGAAAGGAUCCAUGGUGAAUGUAAAUCCAACCAACACACGCCCCCCCAACGACACACCUGAGAUCCGCAAGUACAAGAAGAGGUUCAACUCUGAGAUCCUGUGUGCUGCGCUCUGGGGUGUGAACCUCCUGGUGGGCACAGAGAACGGUUUGAAGCUGCUGGACCGCAGUGGUCAGGGCAAGGUUUACCCCCUCAUCAACUCUCGCAGGUUCCAACAGAUGGACGUCCUGGAGGGCCUCAACCUGCUCAUCACAAUAUCAGGCAAGAAAAACAAAGUGCGUGUCUACUACCUCGCCUGGCUGAGGAACAAGAUCCUCCACAACGACCCCGAGGUGGAGAAGAAGCAAGGCUGGACCACUGUGGGGGAGAUGGAGGGCUGUGUGCACUACAAAGUGGUGAAAUACGAGAGGAUAAAGUUCCUGGUGAUUGCUUUGAAGAAUGCAGUGGAGGUGUACGCUUGGGCGCCCAAACCUUAUCACAAAUUCAUGGCCUUCAAGUCUUUUGCUGACCUGCCUCACCGGCCGGUCCUGGUGGACCUGACAGUGGAGGAGGGUCAGAGGUUGAAAGUCAUUUAUGGUUCUUGUGCUGGCUUUCAUGCCAUCGACGUGGACUCUGGAAACAACUAUGACAUCUACAUACCUGUUCAUAUCCAGAGCCAUGUGAUGCCUCACGCGAUAGUCUUCCUGCCCAGCUCAGACGGCAUGGAGAUGCUGCUCUGCUACGAGGACGAAGGCGUCUACGUCAACACCUACGGACGAAUCAUCAAGGACGUGGUGCUGCAGUGGGGCGAGAUGCCCACAUCUGUUGCUCAUAUCUGCUCUAACCAGAUCAUGGGAUGGGGGGAAAAGGCCAUUGAGAUCCGCUCCGUAGAGACCGGCCACCUGGAUGGUGUCUUCAUGCACAAAAGAGCCCAAAGGCUGAAGUUUCUUUGUGAGAGAAAUGACAAG
Labrus bergylta (ballan wrasse) is the source of this 1794-nucleotide messenger RNA. NCBI's taxonomy places the organism in Eukaryota, Metazoa, Chordata, Actinopteri, Labriformes, Labridae. The record is from RefSeq and is a predicted model, not a curated record.